AAUUGGCAGCCACCGAUUAUCCUCUUCUUCUACUGUGCAUUGUCCAAAAUGUCCGUGUUAAAUGGCACAACUGCGCCUGCUGCCUGCGCCCCUCUCUCCACGGUGUGCUCGGGCCCGAACUGCCUCGUUCCUCCCAGCAACUUCAACGAGACGCUGGGCCUGAUACUGAGCACCGUGCUCACUGUGAUGCUCGCUAUGGUCAUGUUCUCCAUGGGCUGCACCGUGGAGGUCAAAAAGCUGUGGAGCCACAUCAAGAGACCCUGGGGCAUCCUCAUUGGCUUCCUGUGCCAGUUUGGAAUCAUGCCUUUUACAGCCUUCGCCCUGUCGCUGGCCUUCAAUGUGCUGCCAGUGCAGGCUGUUGUCAUUAUCAUUAUGGGCUGCUGUCCCGGAGGCACGGGCUCCAACAUCAUCUGUUACUGGCUGGAUGGAGACAUGGACCUAAGUAUCAGUAUGACAGCCUGCUCCUCCAUCCUGGCCUUGGGGAUGAUGCCUCUCUGCCUGCUCAUUUACACGGCCACCUGGACGUCCUCCGACACCAUCGAGAUCCCGUUUGACAGCAUCGGUAUUACUCUGGUGGCCCUUCUUAUCCCAAUUGGUGCUGGGAUCUUUGUUAAACGCAGGUGGCCCCACAUAGCAAAAAAGAUCCUCAAGGUGGGGUCCAUCGCAGGCUUCGCCCUCAUUGUCAUCAUAGCUGUGAUUGGAGGAAUUCUCUACCAAUCCUCCUGGGACAUUGCCCCCUCCCUGUGGAUUAUUGGAACCAUCUUCCCCUUCAUUGGUUUUGGCCUGGGGUUCUUCUCGGCCCGUUUUGCAGGUCAACCCUGGUACAGAUGCCGAACCAUCGCACUGGAGACGGGUUUCCAGAACUCGCAGCUGUGCAGCACCAUUGUCCAGCUGUCCUUCAGCCCGGCUGAGUUGGAAGUCAUGUUCGCAUUCCCGCUCAUCUACAGCAUCUUCCAGCUGGUGGUGGCGGUCUCGUGUGUGGGAGCCUACCAGGUGUAUAAAAAGCGCUGUGGCGGGGGUUCAGCUGAUGCAGACAGCGAGGCUCCAGCCCUGGAAGCUGGCGACGGUGACUCAGCAAAAAAGAACGGCCACGCCGUGGACAACAGCGCCUUUGAGUUCGAUAACGAUGACAGCGGAGAGACGGAGAAGGACGUCAAGAAGAUCACCCGGAUGUGAGAUCACAGACGCUGUACGGAUCAGUUUGAACACCCAGGGCCUCAGCCCUACUGCAGACAG
Etheostoma cragini (Arkansas darter) is the source of this 1236-nucleotide messenger RNA. It is a transcript of the gene slc10a2, whose product is annotated as solute carrier family 10 member 2. Gene Ontology annotation, molecular function: bile acid:sodium symporter activity. Gene Ontology annotation, cellular component: apical plasma membrane. The record is from RefSeq and is a predicted model, not a curated record. Gene Ontology annotation, biological process: bile acid and bile salt transport. Lineage: Eukaryota; Metazoa; Chordata; Actinopteri; Perciformes; Percidae. Bases 49 to 1176 code for a protein of 375 amino acids. The transcript has 6 exons.